Oryzias melastigma (Indian medaka) is the source of this 2701-nucleotide messenger RNA. RefSeq names its product splicing factor proline/glutamine-rich (gene sfpq). Bases 158 to 2353 code for a protein of 731 amino acids. Gene Ontology annotation, biological process: regulation of DNA-templated transcription. The record is from RefSeq and is a predicted model, not a curated record. Gene Ontology annotation, molecular function: RNA binding. Gene Ontology annotation, cellular component: nucleus. Lineage: Eukaryota; Metazoa; Chordata; Actinopteri; Beloniformes; Adrianichthyidae. The transcript is spliced from 10 exons.
CGGAGUUAGUUUCAUUUUUUUUCACGAAGAAAGGACCAGUUUUUGUCCAGCCGUUUGUCGCCAUUUUGAGAGUCUACGCACACUGUCGGUAGUUCGUCUUUUUGAUAAAAAUAUCUCAAAUUUUAACUGCGUUUAUAGUUACCAUCGAUUCCGUAUUAUGUCUCGGUUCAACAAUAAUCGCGGCGGCCUUGGAAUGAACCAUUUCCAACAGCGAAGAGGCGGCGGGCCUAUCGGUCCUAUGCGUGGUGGCCUAAUGGGAAACCCACAUUUCCGGAGCCAUCCUUUCCAGCAUCCAAACCAGAAUCGGAGGGGACACAACAACUACAACAACCGGCCAAACCAAGCACCGAAAAACACCCCCCCAAAGCCGCAACAAUCGACGCCCGCCGCUGCUACACCAACUCCAGGCCCCGCACUCACGAUGAAAGGCCCGGCUCAGCAGCAGCUGCAGAAACCAGCGGAACAGGUACAAAACCAGCAGGAGCAACAGAAAACUAGCACUCCGGGAUCUCAGCCCAACGUCCAGUCAGCAGCACCGAAGUCCGAUACACCUUCCUCUCAGCCUAAGCCGUCGGAACAGAACCAGCAGCCCAAACCAGCGGCUGGAAAUGCUAGCGGACCGCAGCAGAAUCAGCCUUCACAACAAGGCCCCAAGCCUGGUCCUCAACAAAGCCCCAAACCCGGUCCUCAACAAAGCCCCAAACCCAGUCCUCAGCAGGUUCCCAAGCCGGCGCCUCAACAGAACCUUAAAUCUGGACCUCAGCAGGGCCAAAGACCCGGUCCUCAGCAGGGUCCAAAGCCCGGAAUUCAGCAAGGCCAGAGACCCGGUCUCCAGCAGACUCCAAAGCCCGGACCCCAACAGGGCCAGAGACCUGUUCAGCAGCAAACUCCCAGGCCCGGUGGACCCCAACAGGGACAAAGACCCGGACCUCCACAGGGUCAAAAAUCUGGACCCCAACAGAGUAGGUUUAGCGCUCCACAGAACCAAAGGUCCGGUCCCCCACAGGGCCAAAAGGGAGGCUUUCAAUCGCCUCAAAAACCAGGACCAGAUCAGUCAAAGGAAGCUCCCAUGACAAGCAAUACGACCGAGUCGGACGGACAAGAAAAGACGUUCAAGGCAACACUUUCCAUGCUUCUGAAGCCUGGGGAGAAGACCUAUUCACAAAGAUGCCGCCUGUUUGUUGGAAAUCUGCCUAAUGACUUAAGUGAAGAGGACUUUAAGAAGAUGUUUGCAAAAUAUGGAGAGCCCUCUGAAGUUUUCAUCAACAAAGCUAAAGGCUUUGGUUUUAUUCGACUGGAGUCACGUGCAUUGGCAGAGAUUGCCAAAGCAGAGCUGGACGACACCCCAAUGAAAAACAGGCCCCUGCGUGUUCGAUUUGCCACCCACUCUGCAGCUCUGUCCGUGAAAAACCUUUCUCCAUUCGUGUCCAACGAGCUCCUGGAGGAAGCCUUCUCCCAGUUUGGAAUGGUUGAGCGGGCCAUCGUCAUUGUGGAUGACCGCGGGCGGUCCACUUGCAAGGGGAUUGUGGAGUUUUCCUCCAGAGCGGCUGCCAGAAAGGCCCUGGACCGUUGUAAUGAGGGCGUUUUCCUUCUGACUUCAUCACCUCGUCCUGUCGUUGUCGAGCCUCUGGAGCAGUAUGAUACAGAAGAUGGGCUCCCAGAGAAACUGGCUCAAAAGAACCCAAAAUAUCAAGCAGCUCGUGAAGAACCGCCACGCUUCGCUCGGCCUGGCAGCUUCGAGUUCGAGUAUGCCAAGCGCUGGAAAUCCCUUGAUGAAAUGGAGAAACAGCAGAGGCAGCAGGUGGAGAAAAACAUGCGUGAGGCCCGUGAAAAGCUGGAGAGUGAGAUGGAGGAUGCCUACCACGAGCACCAGGCUAAUCUCCUGCGCCAAGAAUUGCUGAGGCGUCAGGAAGAACUGAGACGCAUGGAAGAGAUGCACAACCAAGAAAUGCAGAAGAGGAAAGAGAUGCAGCUCAGACAAGAGGAAGAACGUCGCAGACGUGAAGAAGAAAUGCUGCGGAAGAGGGAUAUGGAAGACCAAAUGCGCCGUCGUGAAGAGAACUACAGGAUGGGCAACUUUAUGGAUAGGGACAGGGAGAUGAGAAUGCAUUCCACUGGAGCUCUGGGCAUGGGAGAUAUUUCUUUUGGUGGAUCCAACCAGAACUUCCCAGUGAGCGGCCUUGGCUUUGACGCUCAGCAGGGCAUGGGAACAACUUCAGGAGGAAUGAUGGCCAACGAAAUGCUCAGUGAGCGCUUUGCUCAGAGCACUUCUAGGGGAAUGGGUCCUGGCACUGCUGGGUAUGGCAGAGUUCGUGAGGAGUUUGACGGCCCCGUUAAGAAGCCCCGUUUUUAAACGCUGUCUACUUGCAGGAUCAUUCAUAAAAUUUCUUCAAAUGACCAAGCUGGGUCGCAUUUCUUGUAUUUAAGUUCAAAAUGUUGCAUCGUUUUAGCCAAGCAAUUUACUAAUUUUUAUGAGGCUUUCCUUUUUCUUCAUUUUUAUUGUUAUUGGUGUUGGAUUAGAUGUCACUUAGGUGUGACAAUUUUUUUGACGAUGUACCUUUUUCGUUCCUAGAUGUAUUGUGCUGUGAGUUGCCGUAAAGUGAUAAGUGUAACCUUUCUGAACCGCUCAUGGCUUUGUUUUGUGCCAGAUAUCUGGAGUUAAAGCAUGUGUUACAAUAAAGACACACUGGUUCCAUCAGGA